Molecule: messenger RNA, 1948 nt
Organism: Babjeviella inositovora NRRL Y-12698
Lineage: Eukaryota; Fungi; Ascomycota; Pichiomycetes; Serinales
Exons: 1
Coding region: 298-1707 (469 amino acids)
Molecular function (GO): LPPG:FO 2-phospho-L-lactate transferase activity
Source: RefSeq, a predicted model, not a curated record
UAUUUAGCAAGCUGAUAAUUGGAUCAUUCGUUUGCUUGAGAUUAAAACAGUACCAAAACUCUUUUCACCAUACCACUCCCCCUUUUAUCUGUCACACCGUCUAGGUUCCUCCAACUCGUCAAAACCUAAGCAGAUACUCAUCUAGUUUAUACCCUCUGUGACUCUACUAACUUCUGUACGGACGCAACUUAAGCACUGCAGACACUAAAGAAAUCUUCUAUACAAUAGAACUCGCGGUAGAAGACUGCUUUUGAACGUACCACCUCGGAAUCUACGCCCUCAUUCACAGACACACCUAUGUCUAUCGCUGUCAUUUCAGGAGGAACCGCCACCAACGAGCUCGUGUCGCUUUUCUCCAACAUCUCCUCAUCCGUCUCUUAUAUCCUCCCGAUCAGCGACAAUGGUGGGUCUACGUCUGAGCUUCUCCGAGUGAUUGGCGGACCGGCCAUCGGAGACAUCCGCUCGCGCAUCACGCGGCUCAUCCCAGAAAAGUCCGAGCCAUUGCGUCGCCUCCUCUCAUACCGUCUCUCCGACGACCCCUGGCACGCCAAAAAUGAGUGGACGGAGAUCGUAGAGGGUAACCACCCCUUGUGGGCCCCCAUCGAAGCCUCGUUAAAGGAAAUCUUUCGGUCGUUCCUAAUUCAUGUUCACGUGGAGUUGCUCAAGAAGUCGCGCAAUCCACUGACAAAGUUCCGCUUCGAGCUCGCCAGCAUUGGCAACUUGUUUCUCACAGGCGCGCGACUCUUCUGCGGCUCACUAGAUGCGGCGAUUGAGUUAGUUUUGCGCCUUGCCAGAGUCGACGAACGAGUAAAGGUUUUGCCAUGUUUGAAUACGAACUUCACAUACCACAUCUCGGCCCUCCUCGAGGACGGCAGCAUUGUCACGGGCCAGUCGCAGAUCUCGCAUCCAAACACCUCGGGGGCGAGCCCAAUGGCCCUGAUUGUGAAAACCGGGCCACUGACCCCGGUGGACUUCCUCUACAACGAUAUGAGUCACUUGCUUAACUCAAACACAGACCUACCGCGGUUUCUCCAGGAAGUGGACCCGGAGGAAUCCGAGGAUGCCAAUCCACCGUAUUCCCACCCAGAACUUCGCCUUUCUCAACUUCAUUUCUCGAAGAUGGAUAACAUUCCGCCGCUUCCCGCCGCCGUAGAACGCAUCUUCUACAUCUCUCCGUUUGGCGAGGAGAUCCACCCACAGGCCCACACGCGGGUAGUUAAGCAGUUGAAGGAGUCGCAUAUGGUGGUGUAUUCCAUCGGCAGUUUGAUGACCAGCGUGGUGCCAGUGUUGGUGCUCAAGGGUGUGGGACAGGCGAUUUCCCACGAUACAAACUCCAAGAAACGCGUACUUUUAUUGAAUGGGAGUCUCGACAGAGAAACAUACAACAUGUCCGCACUGGACUUUAUCGAGACGAUCGUCGAGAGCUGUUUGUAUUCGCAGAAUGUGACGUUUACCCAUAAAAACCAAAAAUCUCUGUCGCCGAUUGGCCACCACUACGGGCCCCGUGUCCAAGAGAACGAGCAGGACUGGUCGCGGUAUAUAACCCAUUUGGUGCACUUGGAAUACUCUCAGAUCCCCGUAGAUAAGGCGGUAAUUGAGCAGAGGGGGGUUCGGUGCAUUGCCGUAAGGAAUGCCGUGGAGGAUGGCGAGGUUCAAAAUCUCUAUGACUUGGAGGGGCUACAGAGGUGUUUGACUGAUUUAAUGUGAAAAUGUCAAGACGGGGAGGCAGAUCUGACUUGAAAAACAAGUUGCAUUAUUUUGGAUCCGCACAUCAGGUGAGGUAAUGCCAUUCCUCAGUAAAUAUUCUACGGCCAUUAUUGUUAUUUAUCUAGCUUGCUCAUCCGAACCAGGAAUUUAAGCAAUUUACAGUAAAUCCAAUCCUACGUGGAUUAUUGUUAGAUACCUAGCUCCAACACCCAUUCCAACUAAGGCCAAUAAACUGAGCACC